AUGUCUCACCACAGUGCAAGUGGGCAGGCCGUCCUUACAGCUAGCCGAAAUCAAGAUUGUCGUUUCAAACUUCCCGGAUAUGGCCGCCCAUUGGACUACUUCCCCGUGGAAAAGAACAUAUAUGGCAUUGAAAGCCGUAGCAUGUUUCCAUCUGCACUCGAUGAUAGAGAUAUCGACAAUAGAUACGCCGAGCUUCCUGUGCAGACCCUUCGAGAAAUGGCUAUGGUGAAGGAAAUGGAGGAUAUAACUGAUAUUCCCGAGUGGUGGAAGAAGAUUCACGAUCCCAACACCGCACAACAGUGGAAGAAAAUGGCACGCAACAGCGGCGCAGACAUCACCGAAAACAUGGCUGGGUGGAUCAUCGAAGAGCUCAAAUUCAAAGCCAUGGUUUACAAAAUGAACGAAGCUGUAUCACUCUACAAUGGAGACGUCACAAAAUCCGACACAAACAUCCCCAGCUCCCUCAUUGAGGAAUUGAAAAAUGCAAGCCGGAUCCUAACAUACCAGGAUGAGGAGCUGCAAUUCUACCAUCCCGGCUCUCUCUCCCAGCAGCGCGAUCUCCUUGCCAUGGCUCUCUACCCACUCAUCUACGGAAAAAGCCGCAUCCUCCCAGACAAACUCAUCGGUCUUGACGACGCCCUGCACUACGCCGGACAAGGUGAAACCAUCCCCAUGCCCAAUGAAACGGGCAUAACCCGCGAGGAUAUCGCAUGGCGCGUCUCCUCACGCGCAGACAUCUCCGUCCGCCCAUAUAGCAGAACUUACCAGAUCUUGCCAUCAGACUGGGAAUUCGGUGACGAUGGCCGCUGGCAUAUCGCCACGUACAUCAACAACCUGCACCCGGUGAAACAUCGCGAUAUAUAUAACGUCAUCGAAAAGGCAUUCAACUGUAUUAUUUCGCAGUGGAAUAUGACUAUGACUCCGCUGAAGGAUAUGUUGCAUUCCCGUGCACGAAUCGAGUACAACAAGGCUGAGUAUUAUCCCGUCCCGAAGGAGGUUCUCGACCAGGCGCCUAAGAUUCAAGAUCGGGAGGCUCAAAGUGAGUUCGAUGAGCGCUUUGAGAAGUGGAGGAUGGAGCAUUACCGUGCUGUCCAGCCUGACGUUGAUCGGUUUGUUCCUUGGGCUGUGCCACAAUGUAUGAUGUCUCAGUUGCCGGAUGAUCUUCCUUCCACCGUGCGGAUUGAGCAGAGCGUCAAUCUGAAUAAGCACUACAAAGAUCGUGGCUUGCAAGUGAUCACGCGUCUGAUGUCCGUGGAUUUGACGCCGGAAUCCCCUUACUACGACACAGAAUGGCAUGUGGAGGGACAGAUGAACGAACACAUCUGCGCCGCAGCAUUCCUCUUCUUCGAAUACGAGAACAUGGAAGAAGCCUCCAUGCAAUUCCGCAACAUAGUCGACACAGACAUGCUCAACGAAGUCGAACACGAACCUGGCGACUUCAUCUGGCUGAAACAAGUUUUCGGAUUUGAUGACGGUGAACCAGCCGUCCAGUGCACGGGUUCAAUUCGGUGUCCAACCGGCCGUGUAAUCAUAUUCCCUAGCACAGUACAGCACCGGAUGACGAAUUUUGAACUGAAAGACAAGACAAAGCCUGGUUCUAAUCGGUGUCUUGUGUUUUACCUCGUUGAUCCUAACAUCCGAAUCAUUUCUACAGCUAAUAUCCCUCCUCAGCGAUUUGACUGGACACUCGAGACUGAGCAGGGGGAGGGAGACGAUCUGACUUCUGCUAUAGCAAAAUUGGCGCUGGCGAAUAAGGAUAAGAAGGGAGAUAUGCCUAUGACACUCACUGAGGCUUUGGAACAUAGGUAUAAGUUCCUGGAAGAGUUGGUUGAGUUUAUGCGGUAUCAACAUGUUGCGUUUGAGUCGAGGGUUCUAAUGUUGUAG
Molecule: messenger RNA, 1884 nt
Organism: Penicillium longicatenatum
Lineage: Eukaryota; Fungi; Ascomycota; Eurotiomycetes; Eurotiales; Aspergillaceae
Product: DUF4246 domain-containing protein
Exons: 4
Coding region: 1-1884 (627 amino acids)
Source: RefSeq, a predicted model, not a curated record